Molecule: messenger RNA, 1110 nt
Organism: Naegleria gruberi
Lineage: Eukaryota; Heterolobosea; Eutetramitea; Acrasida; Naegleriidae
Exons: 1
Coding region: 1-1110 (369 amino acids)
Source: RefSeq, a predicted model, not a curated record
AUGUUCAGGUUUUUGUUGAUCUUGACUCUUUUCCUCGUCAUCAUCCAACAAGCUUUACUUGUUUCAGCUGAUUCUUCUUCCAUUUCGUCUAUCAGUUUCGUCCCAACAAGAGAAGAAACUCUCAAAGAAUACACCUUUCCAACACAACAACAACCAACAUCAUCAUCCAACACACCACCAUUCUUCACUCUUUCACCAACUUCCCAACAACAAUGCUCCUGUUCUCAAUGUUAUUGCAAUAAUGGUGGAUCAUGUCCAAAAUCAAUUCCAGCUCUUGGCUUUACAAUUCUUGCAGCAGAGGAAAAUUGUGGCAACAGAAAUCAAGUUCCAAGUAUUGGUCUCAUCAAUAUUCAAUCUACAUCCGAUAGUAAUGGAUUUAAAUACUAUCUUGUCGAUGAGAAUAAUAAGAAUAAGGCAAUGAAUCUUCAAUCAUUUCAGUAUUCAUCUUAUAAGAGUGAAGAUAGAGCAAUGACAUGUGUUACUGAUAAUUUGGCACCUGUUAGAUAUCCUUCAACAUUGCCAGGAAAAGCAUAUUUACUUGUAUCGAGUACAAAUUUAGUAUUGAAUACUGAAGUGAGAUAUAAUAUUCAAAUGUCAUGUGCAGUGCCAGAAGCCAAAACUGUUAAAGUUACUGCUGUGAGUCGUGAUGGUUCAAAGUAUUAUGUUGGUAAAAAGAUGUCAUUUAGAUUUGAAUUCAAAAAUGUUUAUGACAAUAUUGACACUUGGCAGAAAGGAACUUUGAGUUUUGGUGGAUUUACUGGACAAGUCAAUCAAGGAGUGGGUAAUCUAGAUUUUACACCAUCUAGUGAGGGUUCUAUUUCUCUAUCAGUUCUUUAUACUCCAGAUACUUCUGUUUAUGGAAGUGCAAAUACCUAUAAUACUCCUACCAUUCAAGUUUCUCAAGCUCCUGUUCCAGAUGCAGUUUGGUCUUUAUGGGAUUGGAUUAUUAGUAAUCAGAGGAAUGCAAUUUUUGCAAUUAUCAUUUUGUGUGGUAUUGUAAUUGGUGUCGUAUUGACAUGUUGCAUUUGUACAUGUAUUAUUUGUAGAAGAAGAAGAAAUAGAGCUAAUAGUGAGGAGAGAGGAAUUAAAUUGCAAGAUGAGGAGGCAUAA